Kwoniella botswanensis is the source of this 3813-nucleotide messenger RNA. RefSeq lists its product as uncharacterized. The transcript is spliced from 15 exons. Gene Ontology annotation, biological process: protein deubiquitination. The coding region runs from base 1 to 3813 and encodes 1270 amino acids. The record is from RefSeq and is a predicted model, not a curated record. Lineage: Eukaryota; Fungi; Basidiomycota; Tremellomycetes; Tremellales; Cryptococcaceae. Gene Ontology annotation, molecular function: cysteine-type deubiquitinase activity.
AUGUCAAGAUCCCUCCCUUCAAUCCCACUAUCUUCCCUCCCCUUCUCAGAGCUACAGACCCUAGCAUCCUAUAAUGAAGAUAUGGAAUCUCGUUCUCCUAAGGAAUGGUUCGAUCGUGCAAAACAUGAAGCGGACCUUGCGAUACUAGCCGAGAGAAGUGGAAAGAAGGAGGAGAUGUUCUUGGCGUACACCAGGAGUUGUCAGGCAUAUACUUAUGUUAAGAUGCAUUCUAAGACUAGGGAUCUGAAGAAGACCGAUCCACAUUGGAGUGAAAGAGUCAAAGAUUUCAGAGAGACCUACGAUGUGUUUUUGGUGAAAGCGAAAGAGAUCAAAGACCAGUUGAAGAAAAGGGAUGUUGAAACCAAUGGUGCUUCUCCAUCUGGGUCGAAUACCACAACAUCUCCCCGCCCGGGACCUUCUCGUAGUCCGUCAGGUCCAGACAUCAGGGGAGGAGGGAGUAUAGCAGAUCGUAUGAAAGCUCUGGGAGGACAUGGGAUGGAUGUGGGGAAUUCGAAUAAGCGGUUCAGUAAAGACCUCAACUCACCUAAUAACGUCACCAUCAAUCGACCCUCUCCAAUUACGUCUCAUUACUCGCUUACACCAACUGCCCCGAAUCAACCGAACGGGACAGGAGCUAGUGCAGGUGGUAAUCUUGGCUCAUUGAGGACUACUAAACCUCUCAGCAAUAGGGAACGAAGUGGAUCAGGAGCAAGUCUACAUAGCCUUACACCUUCUGGUAGCGGUUCUGUCAGUACGAAACCACCAGCGCUCAAGGAGGAUAAACCGAUCAACUCUCACCAAACGGGAUCAUCCACUCGUUCGAGGCGGUCUACGAACCCGAUCGAAGGGGAUCGACCUUUACCUACCGCUCCAACAUCCACCACACAAUCUCCCGCCAUUACAACCCAUACUCCUCAACAACCAAAUUACUCCACCCUGCCACCAGCUGGACCAUCAAAACCUCCAUUACCUGCUAUACCGUCCUCACUUACUUCCCGUAAUCUCUCAGCUCAUGUCGAAGUGAACGAGGCAGACACCUCUUCAGGUACAAUGAAAGACUUCGAGAAAGCCUUCCCGUCAUUGAGCGAAUUUGGCAAACAAAAUUCAGAUAAGUCCGGGCUGCCCAAUGGGAGCGCUAAAUUCACGCAACAUAAUCCGAUAAUUGAAGAAGGUGGAGAAUCACCUGAAAUAUCUUUACCUGAUGUGCCUAGUUUUCCCACUUUACCUUCUGCACCGUCAAACCGACCUGGUCUACCUUUACCACCCCCUCCUCCCAGACCUGAUAGUAUCAACCCGUUAGAACAAGAUCAUCAGCCCGCCGACGAAAAGGCCUUAUCGCCUCCUAUGCCUGACGCAGGAGCUGGCCUGAAAAGACCAGCCAGUACACCCAAUGUAGCCACCCUCCCCGGUGAUUCCGAUCUACCCAAUGGCAUAGUCAGAGAUUCCGCACCCAACGGUGUUACUAGAGAUACAGCUCCUACAGCCGGUCUGAAAGAUCCCAAAAUCCCCAAUUUAUCUUUCCCAGUUGCCGUACCUACCCCUCCGCCACCUCGUCAACGAGAUUCCCUACCUCAACCUCCGCAACCUAAUGGCUUGCCUCACAGUCAGGAAUUCAAGAAACCAAAAUUCCCAUAUAGCAAUUCCGUGACUCCCGAUGAGCUUCGAUCGUAUUUCCUGAACCCUGCUGUUGAUAUACUAUUACUAGAUGUAAGAAGUGAGGAGGAGUACAAGAGGGGCUACGUUGGGAAGGAGUAUGAACCUCGAGGGGCGAAAGUGACUGUGGUCUGGAUGGAUCCUACGGUAUUGAUGAGAGAUGGCAUCAAUUCGCAGAAGCUUGAAGACUCUUUAUCGCUCUCUCCACCCGCUCAGCAAAAAGCAUUUGCCAAUCGAAAUCAAUACGAUCUUUUGGUUGUCUACGAUGCCAAUUCGACCAAUUGGCCUCCUAAAGAUAAAGCCACUCCCACUUCAAGACUAUGGGACUCGGUAUAUGAAUAUGAAUUCACGAAGAAAUUGGACAGGACACCUGUAUUACUGGUUGGUGGGUAUGAGGCUUGGAGGGAGUUCAUCAAAAUGAGAGCUGCUAAACAUCAACAAGCGUACAAUGCUGCUCAUGGACAUGGACAUAGUCAGUCUGUCCAGGUGAAUGGUCAGGGUAGACCAUAUAAUCCGAAACCUAAUGGGUAUACCCCAAGUACACCACGACUUGAUAAAGUCACUUCACCUAGUUCUUCGGUGGAUUUGACGAAGAGAGCUAACAGGGAUAUGCCAAUAUACCAAUCUGCGCAUUAUGCCAAGAAUAUCACCGACAGCUUCGGUUAUGCUCCUCAAUCAAUGACUGGCGAACCAUCCUCAUACAUCACCGGCCAGCCCUCACGAUCCUAUGCCCCUUCGCCCGUCUCUCACACGAGAUCACCAUCCAAUUAUUCCUCUUCCGCUACACCUAUCACGGCUCCUCCUCAGGCGUCCAUACAUCCUGGCCCAGGAGCCAGGCGUCGUUCGGAUUACCUUGACCAACACGGACAAGCGUAUUCUGGAUCAGCAGGCGUAUCUUCCCCUCGACCAGCUAUAGAUUACCCACAGGCUCACGCUCUGGCGUCUGUGCCUCAACCUCCGCCCGCGGCUGUCUCGCCCAUGGAUAGGUACGAUACGAGACCGGCUGUAGUGCGAUCAGGCAGUAUAAGAGGACUGGACUUGGUGGCGAGAGAGGGCGAUGAAGUUAGGUAUUGGAAUGAUGUGGUUCUGGGUUUGACGGGAUUGAAGAAUUUGGGGAAUACUUGCUAUAUGAACUCGACAUUACAGUGCCUCUCAGCCACUUAUCCAUUCACAUCUUACUUUUUAGACGGAUCAUACAAGAAAUCGAUUAAUAUAUACAACCCCUUAGGAACCAAAGGAAACCUCGCCAAUGCAUUCGCCGAACUACUAAAAGCACUAUGGAAAGAAGAUUAUACGUUUUUAUCUCCCGUGACAUUUAGGAAGAACAUCAUUACUUUUGCAUCGCAAUUUUCUGGAACGGAUCAACAUGAUUCUCAAGAAUUCUUAUCAUUUGUUUUAGAUGGUUUACAUGAAGAUCUGAAUAGGGUGAAACACAAACCGCCACCUGUUGAGAUGACCCCUGAAAGAGAGGCUCAGCUGGAAACUUUACCACCUGAAAUUGCAUCGGAGAAGGAAUGGCAGAUAUACAGGAUGAGGAAUGAUAGCUUCAUUGUGGAUCUGUUUCAGGGUCAGUAUAGGAACAGAUUGGAAUGUUUGACUUGUCAUAAAACAUCCACAACAUACGACGCAUUCAUGUACAUGUCUCUCCCUGUGCCUGCCGGCAAAUCCAAGGUGGUCGUACAGGAGUUGAUAGAUGAGUUCGUCAAAGCGGAAGUGAUGGAGAAGGAAGAUGCAUGGAACUGUCCAAGGUGUAAAGUCCCCCGACGAGCUUCCAAAACGCUUACCAUCUCCCGUCUUCCACCUGUACUGCUUAUCCAGUUGAAGAGAUUCACGACUCAGAAUGGAGUAUUCUGGGAUAAAUCUGAAACUCCUGUUAUAUUCCCUGUGAAAUCGUUGGACCUCACUCGAUACGUACCUCGAAGACAGCAGACGGGUAGAGAGGAUCUGGACGACCCCAGAUGUCAAGUAGGACCAUUCAAAUAUGAUUUGUAUGGAGUCAGUAAUCAUAUGGGAACGUUGAGUUCGGGUCAUUAUACCGCAUACGUCAAAUCGAGUAAAGGUUGGAUGUACUGCGAAGAUUCCAAAGUGUCCAAAGCUCAUGAAAAGGAUGUAGUGUCACGACCUGCUUAUAUCUUGUUUUAUAAACGAGUUCGAGCGUAA